GAUGAGACAGUCAGUCGUACCCAAUCGCUUAUCCCAUGCAGUACCAGGCACAUCCCAGUCCAACGCAGCAUCGAUGACCAGACUACUCGAGAAGAAGAAGGAGUACGAGGCCGUUGCAGCUCUUGAGAGAGCUAGUGCUUUGUUUGUGAAGCGGAUGGAAGGGCUGGGGGAUGACUGUGAGCUGAUGGCAGAUGCGGGUUUAGUGCAUGGGCAGGUCCUCGAACAAUGGCCUCAGAUGUUCCGUAUAUUGGACCUAUUCCUCUCACAGCGGAAGAAUAUGGAAUCCCCUGGCGACCUUGACUCGGAACAAACGUCUCUCGCGGCCGGCGAGAGGCUAGUACGAAUACCGAUUGACGAUGCUCAGGACGAUCCAAAGUCGGCGUAGACCGUGGUCAAAUUACUGCGUGACGAAUGUCGAGGUGAGUCCUACCCGUGCCUCUAACUAUGUAAAGGCAUAAUGCAAUCUAAGAACCAGCUCUGACAUGACGUCAACCCCUGUUUCUUCGAGCCAUCAACUGCAUCAUGAAAAUAAUGGUCCAUUUGGACUUCGUACUUAUCCCGCGUAACCAUCUCGUCGCUUCAGUGGAAUAACCAAGGGACUUCCUUCCCACUGUCUCCCACUGUCUACGUCUGUGCACCGCUGAAAGGCGGCCGCUCCAUACGCGCACGACGUGUACGCGGUCGAUACCCAGAUAACCCAGGAGAGUAUCUACAGACUUUGUUUUGAGUCGUAUCAAACAACGUGCUAGGUAAUAUAUAGCCCGUAAAACAUGCUUUCGGUUAUACCUGCGGCGAACACCCUUAUGUCCGAGUCCAC
This is a messenger RNA of Coniophora puteana RWD-64-598 SS2, 817 nucleotides long. RefSeq lists its product as uncharacterized. Gene Ontology annotation, cellular component: DASH complex; mitotic spindle midzone; mitotic spindle. Gene Ontology annotation, biological process: mitotic cell cycle; attachment of spindle microtubules to kinetochore. The annotation marks the transcript as partial. The record is from RefSeq and is a predicted model, not a curated record. The transcript has 3 exons. NCBI's taxonomy places the organism in Eukaryota, Fungi, Basidiomycota, Agaricomycetes, Boletales, Coniophoraceae.